Molecule: messenger RNA, 405 nt
Organism: Caenorhabditis elegans
Lineage: Eukaryota; Metazoa; Nematoda; Chromadorea; Rhabditida; Rhabditidae
Gene: C07D8.5
Product: NADP-dependent oxidoreductase domain-containing protein
Exons: 2
Coding region: 1-405 (134 amino acids)
Molecular function (GO): oxidoreductase activity
Source: RefSeq, marked reviewed
AUGCACCAAGCCGGAAACAUAAACGAUCAAGCUGGACGAUCCUCAAAUUCUGAUGGGAAUGCAUCGGACGACGGACAUCCACCAGCGCUGACACCAAUCUUGUUGAAGUCGUAUUUGAAAAAUAGUGACGCAAAGUCACAUCUGACUCUAUCCAAUGCACAUUCUAUGCCAGCGGUUGGACUCGGAACGUGGCAGUCAAAUGCAGAAGACGUGAUUUCAGCGGUCAAAGCAGCAGUGAAAAAUGGAUACAGUUUGAUCGAUACGGCAUCUGGCUACAACAACGAAGAAUUCAUUGGAACUGCUAUCAAGGAAGUGAUUGCAGAAGGCGUCGUGAAGAGAGAAGACUUGUUCAUCACUACAAAGGUACCAAAUUUAUUCUCUAGCUUACGAUUAGUUAGUUUAUAG